Messenger RNA from Durotheca rogersii, 3495 nucleotides. RefSeq names its product ankyrin repeat and protein kinase domain-containing protein 1. Gene Ontology annotation, biological process: transmembrane transport; metal ion transport. The transcript is spliced from 6 exons. Gene Ontology annotation, molecular function: protein binding; metal ion transmembrane transporter activity. NCBI's taxonomy places the organism in Eukaryota, Fungi, Ascomycota, Sordariomycetes, Xylariales, Xylariaceae. Gene Ontology annotation, cellular component: membrane. The coding region runs from base 1 to 3495 and encodes 1164 amino acids. The record is from RefSeq and is a predicted model, not a curated record.
AUGGGUAGCCAAGCUAGCGUAGCGAGCAGCCAGCCCGACCAGCGACAUCUGAGGCUCAUUGCCGCCUCGGCUCAAGCUAACGAAGCCCGCGUUCGCGACAUACUUGCCGAGGAGCCGCCUUGGACAUCUGUUGCGGACCAUGAUGCCCUCCGUUUGUCUCUGCAGAAGGUUUCGGCACGCGGAAAACUUGCUAUUGUUCGUCUCCUCCUUGACCACGGCGCCGAGUUAAACUCUAAGCGAGAAAGCGAAGUUCCCGCCUUGGUAAAGGCCGCAGAGGGAGGACAUGUUGAUGUUGUCAUCGAACUGCUCAAGCACAAUGCGGACCUGAAUGGACGGAAUCGCAAUGGCCAGACGGCUCUAUUCGGUGCCUGCAUCAAAGGGUAUGACAAAGUGGUCGAAACCCUACUUGCGGCACAUGCGAAUGUUGAGGCGCAAGACAACGAGGGAAGAUCUCCUCUGCUAUUCUUGGCUUCCGAGAAGCCGGGGAAGGGGAGAGGGACCAUCGAGACUGUGAAGCUGCUGAUAGCUAACGGAGCCGUCGUCGAUGUGAAGGAUCAAAUCGGGCGGACGCCGUUGCUCUGGGCUGCGACAAACGGCAAUGUCGACCUCGCCCGUAUCCUCAUAGAAGGGCGUGCCAACGUUGCUGCCACGAACAAUCGCGGACGGACUGCCUUGCAUUUAGCAGCCGAGAGCAAUCACGGACAGCAGCAAGAGGACAUGGUCAAGCUUCUCCUCCACUGCGGAGCCAACCCGGGCGCUGUCAGCGACGGUGGCUGGACCCCCCUUCAUAAUGCCACACAGGGCGGCUACGCUCCUGUCGUCUCGCUGCUUCUGCAAGCUAAUGCGAAUGUCAAUGCCGAGCUUUCUAAUGGGAUGACACCGCUGCACUGGGCUGCCUUCAACGGCUUCAAGGAGAUAGUACAACUCCUAUUAGCUCAACCCGACAUCAACCUUACUAUCAAGGAUAGCUUCAAUCGAACACCCAUGAUAUGUGCCGCCGAGAAGAAUCACCCCGAGAUCGUCCAGCUACUAUCACCCACCCAAGCCGCCGACCGCUUAUCCCCAAGUGCGCGGCAAGCGUGCCUAGCAUUCGAAGCCACUAUCGUGGAUUUCGGCCAGUUUGAAAAGAAACAGCUCGUCUCUAAGUGUUCUGUGUACGAACUGCUGUAUGGAUGGGACAACGAGAACGACAAGCCGAAGAUUCCUACCCUUACGAAGAAUAUCAAGUAUAAACCGGACUUCAGGUGGAUCCACCUGCCAGCCAACAAUAUAGCAUGGGUUGAGGCUCUUCUUGCCAAGUCCUUUAUUGAGGCCGGACACCGUGACAUCGAAGCUUUCAAAGCCCUGGAGAAAUGUUUCGACCAAGAACAUCGUGGGAAACUUCCGCACGCUAACUUUAUGAGGACGUUUUCCCAACGCAUCACUGCGCCUCGGAUAGGUCUGUCGGGUAAGGGCGAGGACAAACCCCUAGCCCCGUUAUCUGAAGAACCGUCGGAUGCGAGUGUCAGGUCGAGUCAAAGUGCCUCGGACGUGACCCCUCAGAAACAGACUGACUAUGUGAAGGAUGAUAAUUACACUAAGAAGAGAAGCAAGUCCGAGCAGCUCGCCGAGCGACACCCCAAAAAACACAAGCGCGGAAAAGGCCCUCCCGGAAAUCCGCACGAGAGGCAAGAUAGUGCGAUGAACGACUUCGAUAAUAAAUUCGCCCUCUCCUCAGCUUGGGGAGCGUCGAAAUUUGGUGUUUCUAAUGGAAAGAUAGUCCUAUUCAUGCCAUUUUUGCACUAUGAGACAGAUAUGCGACGGCGCAAGAUGGGUAGCGCUAUCAAAAGUGUUUACAAGGAACUGUCUCCACCAGAGAACUUAACCCGGGACGCUCUACUUGUCAACGCCUAUUUGAAAAGCACGCCGCCCCUACACCCACGCAGAACGCUCGACCAGUUCUUUUACCACGGUAUCGACACGUCAGCUAGAGACGAAGAUCAGGUCGUAUACCGCUAUUGCAAGAGGCAUGACGUGGAGCCCAAGGUGUUUAUGGUCGACCAGCUAUGGCUCUGGAUCAUCGGGAAAGAUCUGGUGAUUACUUGUUUCUCGCAGCGCUGGGAGCAGCCCAAACAAGACCCGUUGAAUGUUCUGGACGGAAUUAUCGAGGAGACGAAUGCUAAGACCCGUCCCCCAAUUGGGUCCGUAUGCCGCUGUGCCGGCACAUUCGACCGCCACCGCCUCGACGACCAAGAUCUCCAGUUCUUCGACAUGUUCGAUAGCUCCAUUGGUCUGGUUACGGACCGCGAGAGCAAACUAUUCAGGCGCUUCAAUCAGGCGUCGGCGCAGUCGGCGCAGUGGCUGCAACGCCAUCGAGGCAGGCGUAUGGGCCGUAGACCUUCGCGGAUGUCUGCUUUCGGAACCUCAGAUGAGCCCGAAAACGCGAUUGACGGGGCAAGCCGCGGUAAUAGCCGUAGCGGUGACCAAUUUCCGGAUGCGCUACUCGAUAUCGACGUCGAAACAUCUCUGCUCGCUGAGAUCAAAGAUAUUCGCGACGAGCUAAAUAUCAUUGCGGUUAUGCUAGACACGCAGCUUGCCACGUUGGCUGACUUCGAGGCACACGUAACGGAGGAGUUGCGCGCCUCGCCGGAAGGGCUGGCACGACGGGCGGCGGACACGGUGAUGGCCGAGGUGCGCAAGCGUGCGAAGGAGCAAGCACGAAGCUUAGAGAUCAGGCAUAAGGACGUGUGGCGUAUGGACCAGCAAGCAGAAAGCCUGUAUCACAACGUGACGGACUUGCUGGACCUCAAACAGAAGCACUCCAAUGCCUUGGAGGCAAGGUUUGCCGGUGAUCAAGCCGUUAUCGCGGCCAGACAGGGCCAGACAAUUAUGGUGUUCACAAUCGUGACAAUCGUUUUCCUGCCCAUGUCGUUUAUAGCAUCGUUUUUUGCGAUCAAUCUAGAGGACUGGGAGGGCGGCGUCUUAACCAUCCCGUACGUGAGCAAGUACAUGUUUGGAAUUGGGUUAGGCAUUUCCAUCCCGUUGAUCGCCAUGGCAUUUACGGUCGCAGAUAUCGCAGACGCUACUGAGGGGAUACUUCGCGCAUCUAAGAGAUCGCUGGCGUCCCUGGGGAAAAGACUAUCCAAGGGUGGCACAGACGAGACUAACUUGGCAAAAGAGCGCGCCCAUGCCAUUCAAUCGAAAGCACCGCCAUCUUCUCAACGAUAUAGAGCAAUGAGCAAGGAGAGAGAUGUAUCUCAGCAAGUGGCGAUUGACGACCUGCCGGUGUCUCGGAUGCGGCAUAGUCGCGAAUGGGGAGACGAUCAUUACUACGCCACCUCGAGGCUGUCGCCCGUCUCGGGACGAAGGCUUUCCGUCGGCGGACCGCGGACAAUCAGCUUCGGGAGCGCGACGGCGACUCCUUGGCCUAUGAGGCCCAGUUUGGACAGAAGUCGUGGCCGGAGGCUCAGCGAAGACCUAGAGAGGGGCCGGGACCAAGCUCCCUUUGGUCGAUAA